Molecule: messenger RNA, 2133 nt
Organism: Tupaia belangeri chinensis (Chinese tree shrew)
Lineage: Eukaryota; Metazoa; Chordata; Mammalia; Scandentia; Tupaiidae
Gene: PAPOLB
Product: poly(A) polymerase beta
Exons: 1
Coding region: 185-2113 (642 amino acids)
Biological process (GO): RNA 3'-end processing
Cellular component (GO): nucleus
Molecular function (GO): RNA binding; poly(A) RNA polymerase activity
Source: RefSeq, a predicted model, not a curated record
AUGUUGGGGCCCGGGGGAAAGAGGAGAAGCGCUUGAGGCGCCGGGCGAGGAGCGGGAGCGGGGUCUGCUCGGGGCUGGAAGGAACCCCGCCCCUCCCGCCUGAGCGGAUCAUGACCUGGGCGGCGGCGGCGGCGGCGGAGGUCGCGGUGGGGGGAAGAGUGCCCCGGCGGGGCCGGUGCUAGAGAUGAUGCCGUUUCCAGUUUCCACCCAGGGAUCACAACAGACAGGGUCGCCUCAGAAGCACUAUGGCAUCUCGUCCCCUAUCAGUCUAGCAGCCCCUAAGGACACUGACUGCGAGCUUACCCAGAAAUUAAUCGAAACCCUGAAGCCUUUUGGGGUGUUUGAAGAGGAAGAGGAACUGCAGAGCAGGAUUUUAAUUUUGGAAAAAUUAAAUAAUCUGGUAAAGGAAUGGAUACGAGAAAUCAGUGAAAGCAAGAGUCUUCCACAAGCUAUAAUUGAAAAUGUUGGAGGAAAAAUUUUUACGUUUGGCUCUUACAGAUUAGGAGUACAUACAAAAGGUGCGGAUAUUGAUGCCUUGUGCGUUGCACCAAGACAUGUUGAUCGAAGCGAUUUUUUUACCUCGUUCUAUGAUAAAUUGAAGCUGCAGGAAGAAGUAAAAGAUUUAAGGGCUGUUGAGGAGGCAUUUGUACCAGUUAUCAAACUUUGUUUUGAUGGGAUAGAGAUUGAUAUUUUAUUUGCAAGAUUAGCACUGCAGACUAUUCCAGAAGAUUUGGACCUAAGAGAUGACAGUCUGCUUAAAAAUCUAGAUAUUAGAUGCAUAAGAAGCCUAAAUGGUUGCCGGGUAACUGAUGAAAUUUUACAUCUAGUACCAAACAUUGACAACUUCAGGUUAACUCUGAGAGCCAUCAAAUUGUGGGCCAAAUGCCACAAUAUCUAUUCUAAUAUAUUAGGUUUCCUUGGAGGUGUUUCCUGGGCUAUGCUUGUAGCAAGAACUUGUCAGCUUUACCCAAAUGCAAUAGCAUCAACUCUUGUACGCAAAUUUUUCUUGGUGUUUUCUGAAUGGGAAUGGCCAAAUCCAGUGUUACUGAAAGAGCCUGAAGAACGGAAUCUUAAUUUGCCUGUAUGGGACCCGAGAGUAAAUCCCAGUGAUAGAUACCAUCUUAUGCCUAUAAUUACACCAGCAUACCCACAACAGAACUCCACAUACAAUGUGUCUGUUUCAACCAGGAUGGUCAUGAUCGAGGAGUUUAAACAAGGGCUUGCUAUCACACAUGAAAUUUUGCUAAAUAAGGCAGAGUGGUCCAAACUUUUUGAAGCUCCAAGCUUCUUUCAAAAAUACAAGCAUUACAUUGUACUUUUGGCAAGUGCACCAACAGAAAAACAACAUCUAGAAUGGGUGGGCUUGGUCGAAUCAAAGAUCCGAAUCCUGGUUGGGAGCUUGGAAAAGAAUGAAUUUAUUACACUGGCGCACGUGAAUCCACAAUCAUUUCCAGCACCCAGAGAAAAUCCUGACAAGGAAGAAUUUCGUACAAUGUGGGUGAUUGGGUUAGUGUUAAAAAAGCCAGAAAACGCUGAAACUCUCAGUAUUGACCUCACCUAUGAUAUCCAGUCUUUCACAGAUACAGUUUAUAGGCAAGCAAUAAAUAGUAAGAUGUUUGAAAUGGAUAUGAAAAUUGCUGCAAUGCAUUUAAAAAGAAAGGAACUUCAUCAGCUACUACCUAAUCAUGUGAUUCAGAAAAAGAAAACACAUUCAACAGAAGGUGUAAGAUUGACAGCUUUGACUGACAGCAGCCUUGACUUGUCUGUAGACAAUGAAAACACUAUGUCUGUGCUUUCACCUACGAGUGUUAUGAAGACUGGCCCAUUGACUGGCAGCUCUCAGGGCAGAAAUAGCCCUGCCCUGACUGUAAUGGCAGCAUCUGUGACCAGCAUACAGGCUACUGAAGUUUCCUUGCAACAGAUGAAUCCCAAUGAAAGCUCAGGGAUUGCAUUGAUUGAAAGCAUUCCUCAGGUUGCAUCACAGACUGCCAUUCCUCCACCACCAACGCCCAUGGUUGCCAGAGUUGUUUCUUCAACGUGUCUGGUAAACCAUCCACCCAGAGCUUCAGGAAAUGCAACCACAAAUAUACCUAAUCCUAUAGUAGGAGUCUAGAGGACACAUUGACCUCAUGA